Colletotrichum karsti is the source of this 1014-nucleotide messenger RNA. RefSeq lists its product as uncharacterized. The coding region runs from base 1 to 1014 and encodes 337 amino acids. Gene Ontology annotation, molecular function: GTP binding. The transcript is spliced from 3 exons. The record is from RefSeq and is a predicted model, not a curated record. NCBI's taxonomy places the organism in Eukaryota, Fungi, Ascomycota, Sordariomycetes, Glomerellales, Glomerellaceae.
AUGGCUAUCGCUGCCGAAGACUGGAUCAAUGAGCAGAAGAGAAACUUCUUCAAGUUCACGGGUAGAGAGAGGCCUUCCGACGAUGCGGUCUUCAUUUUGGUCAUGGGCAUGACAGGUUCUGGGAAGAGCACCUUCAUCGCACAGGCUACUGGGAAAGAUGUUACCGUCGGGCACGGCCUUUCUUCGUGCACGUCCGGCAUUUCCAUAUACAAUGGUAAGGUCGAUGGACGUUCCGUCUAUCUGAUAGAUACCCCUGGAUUCGACGAUACUCACGUCUCUGACUUCGAUACUCUCCAGACCCUAGCAACAUAUCUCAGCAUAUCCUACCACCGAAACGUCUAUGUCCACGGCAUAGUGCUCCUCCACUCAAUCGCCAGCAGCCGCAUCACAGGCUCCGCCCGCCGCGCCAUCGCCAUGUUCCAGGCCCUGUGCGGCCCAACCACCAACUCCAACGUCGCGCUUGCCACCACCUUCUGGGCCAGCUCCUCGGAGCCGAGGUCCCUCCUCAAAGCGCGCGAGGGGCAGCUGGUCUCGGACGAGUCCUUCUUCGGACCCAUCGCGGCCGGCGGCGCACGGGCUUUCCGGCACGCCGAGCACGGCCUGCCGAGCGGCCCCGCUUCGGCCCGGCGCAUCGUGUCCCACCUCAUCAAGCAGGCCCGGGUAGCGCCCGUCGUUCUCGACAUACAGCACGAGCUCGUCAAUAAACGCCUCAGACUGGAUCAGACGGCCGCGGGGCGCAUCGCGCUGGGGGCCGCGGCGACGGUCGUGUCGGCUACGAAGCAUCGAAUCGAGGACAUCCGAGCCGAGCUCUGCCGGGCGAGCCAGCGGAACGAUUCGGAUACUGUGGGUGCCUUGAUGGAGGUCAAACUCGAUCUUGAUCAAAGGCUUGCGGAUGUGGCUGCGGCAAAUCGCAAGUUGGCUUUGAAUAUGCAAGAGAUGGCGGCCCUCGAACAAUCACUUCUGGUGGGUUCUCCCUACCCGCCCACGUUGGAAACGGGCAACGAAUCCCGUUGA